UCGCAAAGGGAAGUGUACCUCGCAAAUACAAUACUUGUCACGCAUGUAAACCAAUGCUUUGCAAAGAAAACAUACAAAUGUGUGGGUGUACUUUGAGGGUUUCCACGCUCGACUUGAUGCUCGUAGCACGCUGAGAGGAAAAUCGCUGAAGUUACCAUUUCUACGAAGGACACUUCAUUUUCCUCACAGAUUCGUUAGAAGGAAAUUUUAAUCCGAAAUUGGAUCAAUUACAAAUUUCAAAUUGACGACAAUAACGGUAAUUUAUAAUUUAUAGGUAUGUAUAUUGUUUAUUUGAUGAUUUAAGAUAGAAAUUCAAAAAGAAUCUGAAGUUGUAGUUCACGAAUAGACUGCAACUUCACUUUGAAAAUGCCAGGCAACGUGGAACAACAAAUGUUCGUUCUGUAUACGUAAUGACUUUUGGGAUAGAUAUCUAUUUAAAUUCAUGGUUCGAACAGUUUCGAAUACCAUUAUAAUCAUUAAUUUCUCGUGAAACAUUAUUGAAUGCCGUAUGAACGAUAGCUUGACACAAUAAAUACCUUGUUAGAUGAUAAACAUCGAGAAAGUAAAAUCGUGUUCAUCAUUAAUCGUUGAAAAAAGUGACAAAAAUAAAUUAGAAGAAUGGUUCGACCGUCGAAUCCGUUGUUAAUGAGCAUUGUCCUCGAUGCGGUUGGACGUCUCUCAGAAAGGAAAGGUUCUACUGUACGAGAUAUCCUCAAUUUCGUUCAAAAAAAUUCAAAUGGAUUUUCGAGGAAUCUUACGAUGCAGGUUCAUCGUGCUUUGAAACAUGCAGUCAAUGCUGGUUUGCUUCGACACAGAAGUGGAAGAUAUAAGGUUUUACUCAGCAUAAAUCCGAUAUCCGCUCAGCAAUCCGUGGCCGAAGAUUCGAAAUCUAUUGAUGGUUUCACUGAUAAAUUGCUAAACGGAUCACUCGAACGAUCGACGAAGCGUAAUAAAAAUUCUGAUAGAAAACAAGGUGGCAAACAAACACGUCGCAAAAGUGCUGCAAGUCGAAGUGGUGAAUGCACUCAUAAUCGAAAAUGUUCGGAGCCAUUGGAGAAAGCGAGACUAACGCGAAGACAAAAACGAAAAACAGGUGGUAGAAUCGAAGAAAAUGAUGAUUGGGUAAUAUCGGGUCGACGUAAACAAUUUGCCAAACGGAAAAUAUCCGAAAUCGUGCAGGAAGAUUUAUCGCCAUCGAGCGAUCAUUCCCACGAAAAAAUAAUUGAUUUUGAUUCGGAUGUAUCCAAUGAGAACUACGAUAAAUCAACGAAUUCAAAAAACAGAUUUUAUUCCCGAGACGAAGAACGCUUGUCGUCUCCACGAAGGAAGAGGUCGCCAGUUAGGCAAGAGCACAGAGGACAAAGUUCAAAGACCAGAUCGAGAAAACGAUCAUCCUCUCGAAAUCGAAGUCCGCAGCGUUCAAAUUACAAUCAAAACCAAAAUCAACAGGAACAGCAACAGCAGCAGCAAUUAGAAAUAGAGGAAAUACCGAAUGAGAACCUGGAGAAUACGAGGAUGGACUGUGAACAGGUGUCUGGAAAUAUCGAGCUCAUCGACGAUUCACCAAAUCCUGAAAUUGAGAGAGAUUGCAAGCCUAAUAAUAGUGGAAGUGGAAGUAGUUUAUAAAACUCUCUCUUUCUCUCUCUCUCUCUCUCUCUAUAUAUAUAUAUAUAUAUAUAUAUAUAUA
Vespa velutina is the source of this 1687-nucleotide messenger RNA. Its product is annotated as serine/arginine-rich splicing factor 4-like. Gene Ontology annotation, cellular component: nucleosome. Gene Ontology annotation, biological process: nucleosome assembly. The coding region runs from base 619 to 1626 and encodes 335 amino acids. The record is from RefSeq and is a predicted model, not a curated record. NCBI's taxonomy places the organism in Eukaryota, Metazoa, Arthropoda, Insecta, Hymenoptera, Vespidae. The transcript has 5 exons. Gene Ontology annotation, molecular function: DNA binding.